This is a messenger RNA of Molossus molossus (Pallas's mastiff bat), 489 nucleotides long. RefSeq names its product 28S ribosomal protein S16, mitochondrial-like. Bases 1 to 489 code for a protein of 162 amino acids. The record is from RefSeq and is a predicted model, not a curated record. Gene Ontology annotation, biological process: mitochondrial translation. Gene Ontology annotation, molecular function: structural constituent of ribosome. Gene Ontology annotation, cellular component: mitochondrial small ribosomal subunit; ribosome. The transcript has a single exon. Lineage: Eukaryota; Metazoa; Chordata; Mammalia; Chiroptera; Molossidae.
AUGGUCCAGCUCCCUGCUCUGCUCCACAAGGCCUACCGUGGAGGCCGCUUAACCAUCCUUCUUUCCCUGGGUAGUUGCACCAACCGGCCUUUCUACCACAUCAUGGCGGCUCCCAACAAGUAUCCUAGCGAUGGCCGUUCUGUGGAGCAGCGAGGCUCCUAUGACCCACUGCUCAACAGUCAUGGAGAGAAGCUCGUUGCUCUCAACUUGGACCGGAUCCGGCACUGGAUCGGCUGUGGGGUCCUUCUCUCCAAACUUGUGGAAAAGCUUCUGGAUCUUUCUGGCUUUUUCCCUCUGCCUUCCGUGCUGAUCACAAAUGCUGAGAGGCUGCGACGGAAACGGGCACGUGAAAUCCUCUUCGCAUCUCAGAAGACAGAUGCAAAGGCUGCAGAAACAAAAGCUGAGAGGCUGCGACGGAAACGGGCACGUGAAAUCCUCUUCGCAUCUCAGAAGACAGAUGCAAAGGCUGCAGAAACAAAAGCAAGCUGA